AGUGGCGCUAGUUAUGACAGUGAGAGACGGGAUAGAGUGGGUGGAUUUUAUCACCAAUCACCCCUUGAACUUUGAAGUACGAUUAGCUCAUAAUCAGAGCAAAGGACAAAAUCAGUGGGACAAACGCUGACUUCUCGUUGGUAAUAGUUGUGAGCUGCAGCAGUGCCGGUUACAUGUUUUUGACGUGCGAUGAUCUGGAGAAGACCUUGGAUAACGACCGUGGCGGUGCGCUUGACAGUGCAAAUUGCGUGUUGUUCAUAAAUUUCUGACUCAACUACUCGAUAUAUUUACGAGCGGAGUGUUGCGAGGGAACGAUAAAGUGAUGCGAUUAAUCCGAAGUUUAAUUUUGAACGCUACCGAUGUAGGUAUUUCCCAAGAGGCGGACCAACGCGGUAGGGAGGUAUCGGAAGAGCACCAGCUCGCUGCUGGCAAAUCCACGAAGAUAACGACAACGACGACGACGUCGGCGAGAUAACCUCGUCUUCUCUAGGGGGAAUAGCGGGGGAACGAAAUGAAUUUGGUAACCUGUACCGCACCUUUCCCGCGAAUUCCAGUGCCUAUUGCUUGAUUUAUUCGCACAGCGGCAAAGCACUGUUGAGCCACGCGGUCGCAAAGAGUUAAGUCCCAGGGCCAGGGCCCACAACACUGUCUUACUUAGAACACUAGCAAUCUGAACAUUCCAAAACACAUUACGGUGUCAGGGAGACAACAAUUGGAUUUCACACAACAUAUAAAAAUGCUCAAGGGUUACGGAUCUGUCGUACAAGCACUUCUGGGUACCUUGUUUACCUGGGGCUUGACUGCUGCAGGCGCUGCUCUAGUUGUCGUCAUACGUGGAAAACAAAGAAAAUUAUUAGAUGCCAGCCUUGGUUUUGCUGCCGGAGUCAUGAUAGCGGCCAGCUACUGGUCCUUAUUGGCACCAGCUAUUGAGAUGGCAGUGGAAAGUAAAUUUUAUGGCCAAGAAGGAGAGUAUGCAUUUGCACCGGUUGGACUAGGCUUCCUCAUCGGUGCUGCGUUUGUCUACGGCACAGAUGCUUUCAUAUCUUCUCUAGGCAUUCAGUCCCCCACUGUGGUUCUAGCAAUGCAGUCAGUCGGUACGAAACAAAGACGAAAAAUCCUUGCCAAGCUAAAAAGCGACCAGGAUAUUGACGAACGUUUUAGUGGUAGUGAAGUUAGUGUUAGUGGUGGAAGAGUGUACUCUGAUGAGGAGUCGACUACCAUCGACGGGUUCUAUGAACAGAGCACAAGAAGAAGACAGACGGGUGGUACAAUGCAGCGUGUCCCUGAAACUGAGGAUAUCGAGACUGUCUAUGGGGUACCAAAUAUCGAAGCCAAGAACGAACAGUGGAGAAGAAUACUGUUACUCAUUGUAGCAGUAACGGUUCACAACAUUCCCGAGGGUUUGGCAGUUGGUGUGGGUUUUGGAGCCAUAGGGAGCAGUGCCUCGGCGACUUUUGAGAAUGCUAGAAAUCUAGCUAUCGGAAUCGGGAUACAAAAUUUUCCCGAGGGUCUAGCGGUCUCGUUACCUCUUCAAGCUGCUGGCUUUAGUACGUUCAAGAGUUUUUGGUACGGACAACUUUCUGGUAUGGUUGAACCAAUUGCUGGGGUUUUGGGUGCGGCUAGUGUAGGUUUAGUCGCACCGGCUUUACCCUACGCCCUAUCUUUUGCUGCUGGCGCAAUGAUUUACGUUGUAGUUGACGACAUAAUUCCCGAAGCUCAUUCAAGUGGGAACGGAAAGGUGGCCAGCUGGGGUGCAGUUGUUGGCUUCCUGGUUAUGAUGGCACUUGAUGUUGGCCUUGGGUAAUAGAACUACGGAAGUAACCAAGUACGGAAGUACGAACGGUCCUAUGCAUAUAAGGGGGAUCGCCUCGUACUAAAAUGGAUAAAACUCAGAUCUUGGUUUUAUCCAAUUUUUAUAUUGAUAAUUAUAACAUGACGAAUCGGUUACGCGUCAUUCGAACUUUCCAUUCCAUUCAAUCUAGCCGUGUACAUAUAUUUACACGUAUAUAAAAUGAUACAUAAGUAGUAUACAGAUUCUCAGAGACGCACCCAGGAUCGUACGCAUAGGUAUGCCACCGCUCGCGGACACUCGCAAUUUGAUAUAGGUAUAUCGUAAACCGAUACCUUCCCACCGGAAACUAUCCUCAAAAAAUAUUACCUCUGUCUAAUAUAUUCAAUUUUCCAAGUUCCAAUUCAUUUGAAUUUUUUUCCUACCUCGGAUGGGUUGGUAUCUUUUAUAUGAUGAAUAUACAACUACUAUAUGUAUGUGUACAAACUCGUUUUUAUACAAAAUUAGAAAAAAAAAAACAAUUAUAGGUAUAUAUAUACAUAUAUAUUUUAAACAUAUAACAAUUCUUUUUAACUGACGUGUAAAUACAUAGAAUAUUUUUCAUGUAAUUUAAUAGAUAGACAUCGAAUAUUUGCGUACAUCAAUUGUAAAUACAUACAUGUUGCAAAGGUA
Athalia rosae (coleseed sawfly) is the source of this 2461-nucleotide messenger RNA. It is a transcript of the gene Zip48C, whose product is annotated as zinc transporter ZIP11. Gene Ontology annotation, molecular function: zinc ion transmembrane transporter activity. The transcript has 6 exons. Lineage: Eukaryota; Metazoa; Arthropoda; Insecta; Hymenoptera; Athaliidae. Gene Ontology annotation, biological process: zinc ion transmembrane transport. Bases 737 to 1804 code for a protein of 355 amino acids. Gene Ontology annotation, cellular component: membrane. The record is from RefSeq and is a predicted model, not a curated record.